UUUAUUUUUUACAAAAAAAAAAAUAAAAUAAAUCUAAAAGCGUGUUCUGGGUUUGGCUGGGGCAACAUUCCUUUCCACCACGUCCACGAACACCAAACAUUCUCACCUUCCCAAUUUACAGAAAAUCCAACAUCCCAAAAAUCACAAUUAGAAACCCUAAUUGUAAUCAAAACAUGCAAACCCCUAAUUUCUCCCUUUCCUUCUCACUUUAACAUUCCACUUUCUUCAAUGGCACCCAAAUAAUUCUUCAACUUGUUUCCCCAUUUGACCGAUACAGAGAAUUUCACCCAAAUUUCAAAUGGGUGCGUCGCUCUCCAAUUUAACAGAGGGUGGCAUUAAUGGGGCAUCGAAAAAUGGUCCUGGGCUUGGUGAUAUACCGGAGGCAUGUGUAGCUUGUGUUUUUCUUUACCUUACUCCGCCAGAGAUAUGCAAUCUUGCACGCCUUAAUCGUGCAUUUCGUGGUGCUGCUUCGUCGGAUGGUGUUUGGGAAACUAAGUUACCCCCUAAUUACCAAGAUCUGCUUCAACUUUUACCUCCUGAACGGUACCAGGAUCUUACUAAGAAAGACAUUUUCGCUCUUUUGGCAAGAUCUGUCUCGUUUGAUGAUGACAGCAAGCAAGUGUGGGUGGAUAAAAUGACAGGUAGGGUGUGCUUUUCCAUCUCGGCUAAAGCAAUGGAGAUCACUGGGAUUGAAGAUAGGAGAUAUUGGACUUGGAUGCCGACUGAAGAAUCCAGGUUCCAGGUGGUGGCUUAUUUGCAGCAAAUAUGGUGGUUUGAGGUUGAUGGUGCUGUAAUGCUUCCUCUUCCUCCUGAUAUCUACACUGUUUCCUUUCGGCUACAUCUGGGGAAGUUCUCCAAGGGCAUGAGGCGUCGUGUGACUAACUUUGAACACACACAUGGGUGGGAUAUAAAGCCAGUCCGAUUCGAAUUUACGACUUCGGAUAAUCAGCAUUCAAGUACCGAGUGUUGUUUGGAUGAUACAGAGCCGGAUGAUGUAAAAGAAAGCCUUAAGCGUGGCUGUUGGAUAGAGUACAACGUGGGUGAAUUUAUUGUGACAGAUUCAGAGACAACAACUGAAGUCAAAUUCUCCAUGAAACAGAUUGAUUGCACACAUUCCAAAGGCGGGCUCUGUGUAGAUUCGGUUUCUAUAAUUCCUAGUGAUCUAAGAAAGCGAAGAAGACGAUUGGUUUCAAAUUAGCCGUAGAAUCGACAAUCAUCAUCAUCAUAUCUAAUAAUAUAGUAAAGCUAUUAGCUGUUUGGAACAUCACGGCAAAGCAGCAAAGGUUCAUGAUGCCGCCUAUACUAGAAUAACUGUGGCGCGAGAUUAAGGUAUACCGUCUUUUUAUGGUUCUGUAAUAUUCAUUGAAGUAGGUCAUUCAGUUUUGCUUUAUUUCACCUACCAAUUGGAGACAUAGGGAAUAUAUACUUUUUUUUUCUCUUCACUGAUAUUUGUUGAUGAGCUUGUGAUUACCUUAGUUUUGCUGUGAUAUGCAUUUUGGGAAUGUAAAUUGUUGCAUUUGUUUUAUUGAUCACCAAAUUUUUUAUUUUGUUUCCGUGAACGAUUUCGAUGACUACAAAUUUUCAAAGACUGAUUUGGAAGCUUUGUGCUCGACUAUUCUUUAUCGACGCAGCUACUUGUACGUUCUAUGAUAUCUGCUCGUUUUUGUGUAUGUCUAACAUGUAUGAUAACGAUUUGAAGGGCACCCUGUUUUUUCUUAAUAUCUUUUUCCUUUUAAGUUGAUUUUUUUAUAAGCUUCCGGGAAAUCACUCAUUCACUAUACUUCUCUGUUUCCUUAAAUUGCGCUACAUUACAAAAAUUAAAGUAAUAAAUUUAUAUAAUAUAGAAAAUUUGAAAGGACAUAGAUAUUAGAUACCACCCUCUCAAGUUUCAUUGUUCAAUGUUUAAGCUUACUGCUAGUUUGUUAGAAGUAUAUUUAGCCGAGCUGU
Molecule: messenger RNA, 1947 nt
Organism: Amaranthus tricolor (Joseph's coat)
Lineage: Eukaryota; Viridiplantae; Streptophyta; Magnoliopsida; Caryophyllales; Amaranthaceae
Product: F-box protein PP2-A15-like
Exons: 3
Coding region: 299-1198 (299 amino acids)
Molecular function (GO): protein binding
Source: RefSeq, a predicted model, not a curated record